AUGGCAGCAAUAUUAAUAAUGGUUGUGACCCUUGCAAUAAUUAUAGGCCUAGUCUUAGUUCUACUUGUUGAAUUCUUCUGUUCCCUCUUACUUCGUCGGCACCAACGGUCAAAAACGGUUAUAAAUUUCGCGUCAGUUUCCACCACACAACCACCACCAGAGUGUCAUGAGCAAGAACAAUCUAUUGCUCCAACAACUCUUAGUAGCUUUUAUGCACAAGGGGUUCUUCAUGCUCCAAGAAAUUACCUCUUCCCUAUAAUUUCCACUAAAGAUCACAACUUUGAUGAUCUUGAAAUAGUCCAUGAAAAUAUUCCAUACCCUAAAUUAGUCCAUGAAGUACCACCACUUCAAUGUAGCACUAGUACUAUGGAGGAACAAUUUGUUUACAUAUCAAAUCCAAUUUAUGAUAACGAAAAAAUGGGUCUUGAUACCCCUUUUGAAACACCUAAUUCAUCGCCCUCUUGUCUCGAAAUAAUUUGUAAUUCUUCAGAGGAAGAUGAAAAUUAUGGAAGAUCAUCAAUUUCUAGUCCAUCUUCAGUACCGUUAACUCCAAUGAAGGAACUUCCAGCUGAGGCAUGUUCAAUUUCACUAAGAGAUGCUAGAUUACUUGGUACUUCAGGAAGUGACUCUAUUAAUAGUAACAACUCUUCUUCUUCAUCUGGAUCUCCAUGUACUUCUCCUUCUUGGUGA
Lycium barbarum (goji berry) is the source of this 690-nucleotide messenger RNA. RefSeq lists its product as uncharacterized. Bases 1 to 690 code for a protein of 229 amino acids. The record is from RefSeq and is a predicted model, not a curated record. NCBI's taxonomy places the organism in Eukaryota, Viridiplantae, Streptophyta, Magnoliopsida, Solanales, Solanaceae. The transcript has a single exon.